This is a messenger RNA of Diorhabda sublineata, 8803 nucleotides long. Its product is annotated as protein PF3D7_1417600-like. The record is from RefSeq and is a predicted model, not a curated record. Gene Ontology annotation, molecular function: protein binding. The transcript is spliced from 10 exons. Lineage: Eukaryota; Metazoa; Arthropoda; Insecta; Coleoptera; Chrysomelidae. The coding region runs from base 183 to 8246 and encodes 2687 amino acids. Gene Ontology annotation, cellular component: spindle pole. Gene Ontology annotation, biological process: establishment of meiotic spindle localization; spindle organization; mitotic cell cycle.
ACUCCUGAAAAUAUUGAUUGGUAUUUCAAGGGCAUUCAUUCUAUUGUGAUACUGAAGCAAUUAGAAAAAUACACUGUUUCCAAAACGUUUUUACAAUUUUUCAUUAAAUAGUGGAAGGUAAAUAAGUAAAAAAUUAAAGGAGUGAAGAUAAAAGUGAGAUAUAUCAAGAGCUGCUAUGAACCAUGGAUACAGAAACAGGAGAGAUGAUAGUCAAAAGGGUGAGUGUUCCUUUAGGAUUGGAAGAAUUAAUGGAGGGAUUGGUAAAGGAAGUUCUGUUGAAGAAACCUGAUGAUAUCUAUCUUUUUGCUGCAAGAUAUUUUACCCACUUACUCAGUAUCCGGGAUAAAAGUCAGAUACCUCACUGCAAAACAAGAACACUAAGGAGUGUACAAACUUUAAUAGAAAAACCUGAGAAAUUUUCAUCGAUCAAAGCCUCUAGACUGUCUAAGCAAUUUAGUGUUAGAGAUGAUGCCUCAGAUACCCCAAUUAUUACCCAAAAACCCAAAAUGUACUCUAGAAAUGAGCUUAAAUAUAAACGAAGACAUACAGGACCUCCAGCCAUUUUAGAAAUUGCUCAAAAAGAUGACAUACGAAAGAAGUAUGCCAGAAGUGUUUCAACUGAAAAGUAUAAGCCUAUACUGGAAUCGAAGAAUAGAAAUAGUAAAGAGAAAUCGAAUGAUUCUAACCAAAAAAUUAGUAAUAGUUAUAAAACAUCAUAUACUGGUAGUAAACUAUCAGUACCCACCAAAAAAAGGGAUAAGGAGAUUGUGGACACAGCCAUGAAAAAUUCUAAACCGUUACACAAAGGAGGUAUAAAAAUCGAUCAAGAAAAGAUACCAACUAAUCUAAAGGCAGAACGUAACGAAGAGAAACUAAACGAAUCUAGCAGUAGUACUGGUGCUGAAGUAAAAUCGCUUCCUCCAGAUGAUAAAACAAGUAGAGAAAGUAAUGAGCUAUUGAGUGGGCAAAAUCAUGAUUUGACUAAAACAGAUCAUCAAACUCCAACUUUAUCUAAAGAUAAUAAAGAAGUUUCUAAAAUAGAUAAUGGGAAAACUAAGAAACCAAAUGUUGAAGAUAAACAGCACAAAAAUCCCCAACAAAGUGAGUUGAAAUCUAUCAAAACGUUAACUGAUGAUGAAAUUAGUAGAAUAUUGUUAACUAGUAUAUCUAAUGAUGGUACAAAUGCUCACAAGAAUGAAGAUAAGAAAGAUUCAUCUACAAAGGAAAUGAAAACAUCGGAAUUAAAAAAUGAUAAUGCGAGUGAAAACGAAACUACGUCGGUAGUAUUUGACAGCAGUACUAAGGAAACACAGAAUGUUAACAAAAAUAUCUCUCUGGAAACAACUGAUAAAAUUCAACAACAAAAACCUAAGGUAGAUGUUAUUAGUGACGAUAGUUUGGAAUUGAAUGAAGACUUGGAAGAUGAUGUAUUAGAUGAAGAAAUUAAAGAGUUUGAUUCUACAAAUAUGUUCACAAACAAAGAAAAAUUGGAUGAAACUAAAUCAAACCCUCCAGAGACGGGCAAAGUUUCAAUGGAAAUAUUCGAGGAGAAAAGGAAGGAAAACAAUGCCGCAGAAAUGACAAAACAUAAAUCAGUAGAUGGAUUGAUACAUGCAGAACUUAAUACCUUUGAAAUAGAAAAUGAACACAUAGAGCAAAAUGACCAUGAAUAUGAUAAAAAAAUUUCAAGAAGUAAUGACAGAGAUUACAAUAAUACCGUGAAAAUACUAAAUAUAACGUCAAAUAAAAUUGAUUCAACCAAUAGUAGCAAUGAAAUCACCACGGAAAGUUUGAAAAAAGCUGAUACAACUGAAAGUAGUUAUACUAAUAAGGAUAAAGAUGGAAUUAUAGAAAAAGUAGAUACGAAGAAUAUCGGCAUCACAGAAAGCUAUUCUAAGAAAGAGGAUGGACAAAAAUUAAACAAUAAUCUUUCAAUAGCUGGUGAUGGUAAAUCAGAGUCAGAAAUUACAGAUAACGUUAAUAAUACUGGCAUUAAAGAUGAAGAAUAUAAAUCUGAAUCUGCAACAUUAAGAAAGGUAGAAUCAUCAGGAGAAACAACUUUUAAAAAUUUUGAUGAAGCAGUAGCUAAUGCAAAAAUAAUGUCUGAAAAUACUGGCGAAUACAAAAAUGGAUCGACACAGCUAAAUGAUUCUAUUGAUAAGAAACUAGAUAGUAAUAUUCUAUCUGAGGGAAGUGAUGGUAUGAGAACAGGAGUAGAAAUUACUAGUAUAGAAACUGAUAACAGCACUAAUUUUAAUCAACUUUCAGAACAUGAAAAUGAAACGGAAAGUGAAGCGAAGAAUGAAAAAUUAGUUUCUUUACUAACCACAGGGGAUAGUACAAAAUCAGAGAAUAAUGGAAAUAGAAUGCUGGAAACUAGUUCUCACAAUAAAGGAGACAACGAGAUAGUGGAUGAAAACAUGAGAAAUUCUUAUGACUUGAACCAUACCAUAAGUAAAAAUAAUAAUGUAGACUUGUCUGGAGCAAGAAAUGAAAAUAAUAAACCUGAGAAUAUUUCAGAAGAUAUGGAUUAUUCAUCAAAAAAUGGAACUUAUACAAUUAAUGUUCUUAAAACAACACAUUCCGAUGAUGCUCAAAACACAUUAAGUGAUUGUAAUGGCCUAUUUACUGAUGAACAUUCAUCUAGUGGUAACACUUCUGCUCGCGAAGAGGAUCUUGGAAUCCAUGGAGAAAUGAACGAAGAACUCAAAACAACUAAAACAACAGAAAAUGGAGAAAAUGUCGCUGCUGAAAAAAGAGAGAUCGUCAAAGGAGAUACAAUAUUCCCUGAAGUGAAUUCCAAGAAUAUUGAAAAUACGGAAGAUAACAUAAAAACUCCGAAGAAUGUUAUUAAUACGGAAACUGAAAAACAUAAAACACAAGAUGUUAAAAAUGGAAUCGAACAGGAAACCCCGAAUUCAAAUAUCAAUUACUCAGGAGAAUACAAAAAUAGAAAGACUGAAAAUAUUAUAGUUCGGACUAUGGAGAACAGUGAAAAAAUAAUUGAUUCUGAAGCUGAAAAAACAGGAAAGAUUGAAGAUGCUUUCCAUGAAAAAAACAUAAGUAAUGAUUUUGCGAGAGAAUACUCUUCUAAUGAAGGUCACGAAACAACAAAUGAUAAUGAUGAACAUGGGAAGGUUCAAGAUAUGGAAUCAGCAAAUAAAUUGAUACAACAAACCAAUGUACUUGAAAAAGAUGAUAGUUCUUCGGAUCUAAAAUCUCUGAAAAGUAACUCCGAGGAUGUGCACAUAUUUAGUGUUGGAAAUGAUAAUACAAAGACAGAUUCGCCACUUGGUACAAACUCUGAAAAUUUGGAAGAAACUGAUAUGGUAGAUCGGGUAGCUAAAAAUUAUGUCAAUUAUAUUAUCGAUAACGAUAGAAUAAUGCAACUUCAUACUAAUAGCUCUGGUGAAGACAUUGAUAACCAUAUUUCUACAACUAAUAAAUCGCAAGGUGACAAUGGUGGUAAAAGUGAUAUAAUGUCAGAAGAUAAAAAUGGAGUACUAACGAAAACCAGUGCCAAGGAUUCAAGUUGCAAUGAGAAUGAUAAUAAAACUCAAAAUAAAUCAUUAGUUGGUGAUAAUAAUAACCAAAUGGACUCAAAUUUCAUAGAAGUACAAAACGAACAACAUGCAGAUAGUAAUAAACGUGAAACUGACGAAAUUAUUACUAAAAGUGAAGUGUGUGGUCUAACCACAUCUACCGCAAUGAAUCAUCAUAUCAAAUAUAAUGAUGAUUUUCAAAAUAAACAGUAUGAUAAAUCUGAUCAGAAUAAAGAAUUGCUAAAGUUGAAUCAGAAUCCUGGGAAAAAUCAAAUUCAAUCUGAGCUUAAUGAUAAUGAGAUUAACAAUAAUGAAACUAGACAAGGCACAAGUUUUAAUCCAAGCACUGCGUCAAUGGAAGAUGAUAAUGAAAAACUUAUAGAGAAAGAUGCGGAUGCUUCCGAACACACAAAGAAAAAAUUUCCUAAUAAAGAUUUGAUUGAAGCAACUCUUUCUAUUUCAGAAAACGGAUUGAUUGUCAAUAAGGUCAAGCAUUUUCUCAAUGAUUUCAUAAAAUCGGAGCAGCAGCAUGUGUAUAAGAUCAAACCUACGGAUGACCCAGAGACUAAGAGACGUAGUGAAGAACUAAUUGAAAAUAGAAGCGUGCCAGGCAAAAUAUCAAGUUCUAAGCUUCGCGAAGAAUUGAAGAAGGUUGAGGAAGAAUCUCAAUUCACCAAUUUCAAUUCUACUUUUAAUCCAAUUCUACUACACAAAGAAAUAGAAGAAAUUUAUAAGAACAAAGUAUCUAAUGGGAAAAUUUCCAUUGGUCAAGUUGAUUAUCAAUUGGUCAAAUAUGACUUAGAACCUGAUAAAUUGGAAAAAACCGUCAACUCUGUUCUAAAAAUCCAAUCUAUGUGGAGAGCAUUCAUGGUUAGAAAAGCCCUUAAAAAGGUGAGUCCUGAACCAGGUAAUAUUAUAAAAACGCUAAUGAAUGGCACUGGGAGCGUAAAUAUCAAUAAAACAGAGAAUAUAAGAGAUAGUAAUGUCAUUGAAGAAAAUAAGUACGCGUAUUCCAGUUUUACGAACUUUGAGAAACUAGUUGAAGCUGUCUUGAGAAUUCAAGCCACUUGGAGAGGAUAUAAUGUUAGAAAAAGUAUCAAACACAUUGACAGACGGGAGAUUGGCGUAACAGGUAGCGGAAUAAAGAAUGAUAAUGAACCAGAACAGAGAGCAAAAGAUAGUAAAUGUAAUGAAACUAUUUCAUAUAAUUCUCCAAAUAUAGGUAAGCAAUUAGCAGAUUCCGAUUUAGAUAAUACAGAGCUGAAGAGAAUUGCCGUGGCUGUAGUAAGGAUUCAAGCAAUGUGGAAAGGUUACAAAGUACGAAAUCAUAAGAAGAAAAAUACUACCAACAAUGAUUUGAGAAAGGAAACCAGAAAUGACGAAGAUACCAAUAUUUUAUUAGAAACACAUGUAGUGGUUGAGGGCGAAUCUAAGGAUAAUAAGGAUGCGGCAACGUCUGAAAAUUCUUGGAGUAAAAAAAGAGAAGUUCCGAAGAAUCCAGAUAUUUUGUCGGAAGUAUAUGCUGCAAUAAUCAUUCAAAAACUUUGGAGGGGUUUUAGAAUUAGAAAAACUUUAUUAAAUAAAAAUAAUGACAAAUCUAGCUCUCCUACAGAAGAAAGCGCCAGGAAGAAGACACCAAUAGAAAGUCCGCCAGAAAACAUCGCCGUUCAUAUGCAAGGAAAACUAGAGAGUAUACAAGAAACAAAAUUUGAGGAUAAAGAAGAUGUUAUUAAAGUUGAUAAAAAAUCGGAGAGUCAAAGGAUCAAUUUGAAUAACAAAGGACGAGAAACGUACUUCAGUAAAGAUUCAACUGACUCUCAAAGCACGGUGAUACACAAUGAAAGUCAGGACAGUACUAAAAUCUCAUUGCCACGUUUUCAUUCAGAAAGUAUGGAUCCUUUAUUAAAUGAAAUUUCCAACUAUCCUAUAACAAAAGAAGAAAAUCUUCUUGAUGAUUACCAAAAUAAGUUGUUAAAUAAGAUUUCUGGUAAAGAAGAAGAAAAUUAUGAUGAUUUGAAAAGAUUGGAAAAAAUAAUAACUCCCAGAGCUAUCGACGAUCUUAAUUUAGAAUCUUUUAAAACUAGUGAUUCAGCAUUUGGCUCUGUUUUACCUAAAGUCGAUAAAAUCGAAUCAAGAGAUAAAAAACUAACAAGAUCAUUGGGAUCAAAGCUAGAGAUAUUAGAAGAAGAAGAAGGAUCCAAUGUAGAAGAAGAUAAAAAUGAAAUGGAUCAUAUUUCUGAAAAGACUAGAGUAAAUGAUAAAAUGCAGAAUACAGAAAAUAGUGAAAAAAUUAAAAUUGAAAAUAUAGAUACGUUGAAUGAAUCUAAAAAUGACAAAACGAAUUUUAUUGACGAUAAAAAAAGUUCGAGUUUGGAUGAAAUAAAAAACAAUACGCUUAAUGAUAAUGGUCAUGUAGAUAAUAAAAAAGGAGAAGAUAAGCCUAAAAAUACGUUAGAAGUUGACAUAAAAUUAAAAAACAAGAGCGAAAGUAAUUUACCCAAUGAAGGAAUGGAAUACGAAACAAAAGAUUAUCCAGAAGUAAAAAUCGAAACGGAAAGCAAUGAAAUUGAUAAAAAUGGAUUGAAAAACAAUUGUGUAGAUCAGAAAGAAGUAGAUAAUUAUAGUGAACUGAAAAAAGAAAUAGGCCAUAACUCGGAUACAAGAUCAGAAUCAAAUAUCAAUGCAGGAACAAAAGAUUCCGAAGAAAUGGUAGACAGUAAUAAUGAAUUCAAUAAUACAAUUGUCAGUAAUGGCUGUGAUACCAAGCUAUUAGAAUAUGAACAUGAGGUAAGAGAAAUUGAAGGACAUGAGUUUGUGACAAAGGAAAAUAUGAGCAUAGAUAAUUUACCCAAUAAAGGAGUAGAGCAUAAAUUAAAAGAGAUUUCAAAGUUAAACAUAGAAACCAAACAAACAAAUGCCGCAAUUAAUAGUGGCUUAAAUGAGGCUCAUUUUGAGAAUAAUGAAUUGAGAAAUAAUUGUGAGGUUAAGAAAGAAAUAGAUGAUUAUAGUAAACUUAAAAAAGAAAUUAGCAUUCAAUCAGAAUCACGUUCUGAAACCAAUGCCAAUGGUAAAUCGAACGAUUCGGAACAAAAGGUAGACAAUAAUAUGAACAUUAAUAAUAAUAUUGGAAGUAAUGACAGUGGAAGCAAACUAUUAGAAUAUGAACAUGGAAUGAGGGAAACUGAAGAAAAUCAAUUUUCUGCCAAUAAUUCUCUAACACACAUCACUUCUACCAACGGAAGUACAGAUAAAAGACACCCGGACAUCGAAAACGUUGGCAAUAAUAAUGGGAAAACAACUAAUUGCGCUCCCAGCACUUCUAAUAAUUUCCAAAAGGUUGAGAAGGAUCCUAUUGAUCAAAAUAAAAUUUCUAUUUCUAUUCCUAUUGAAAAAAAGCUAGAGGAAGAUAGAGGAAUGAAUGGAAGUUUAUACAAGGAUAUUGGGAGCGAAGGAAAGUUAUUAGAAUUAAAAUCAGACCCCAAGAUAGAAGCUGAGAAGCACAUGAAUAGUCUAGAAUUACACAAUUCUAUGGGAGUAAAAAAUGAAACGGAUAACGCUGAAAAUACUUCUGUAAGUAGCUCUAAUUUAGAGAACAAUGGUAAGAUGGAAAUUGGACGAAAUAGUACCGAGUCAGAUAUAAAAUUGGAAGAAAAAAAAGAUAGCAGUGACAAUGUUGUAGAUGCAAUUAAAUCAUCUGUAGAUGCGGACAACAGUACCGAUGGAAAAAUAACACCGUUUCCUGUACUUCAAAAUGAUCAACAAGAUUCAUCUUCUCUACAUAAAGAAAAAGGUAGGGAUCUAUAUACAUUCUGUUCAAUACCUACACCUUUUUCUACAAAUGAUAAAGUUGGUGAAUAUUCUCCACCAAUUGAUGUAGAACAUCCGUUAUCUUCUAGUAAUAAAUAUAAGGCAAAUGAAAUGAAACAAAGUGAAGUUCUUAAAAAUGGGACGUUAGUUAUACCACUUCCUAUUGAAGUGCAAAAAACAUUGAAAGAACAAAAAAAAGAAAAUUCAGUAGAUGGUGAAGUAAAAAAAUCCGCUUCUUUAGAAGGACUUUCUUCGUUAUUAUCAAAUACUAGCAUGCAUUCAGGAAAACACGAUACUGUUAUGGUCCCAAUGGAUCAACAUGAAAGUAUUGAUAUUGGCAGAAGUCAACCUAUAUCUGUUAAAUUAUGCCAGACUUCAGGUCAAGUAUAUCUUAUAAUAAUUUUGUCGUUGACAUCAGAUAUCAAUGCAGAUGCUGAAAACAUGACGUCGCAACGUCCACCUUCAACGCUUAACGUCACAGACGUCUCUACGGAUGCCGCCGUCGAACAGAAGAAUGCGCAGAAGCUGGGAAAAGGCGACUUACAACAACCGAAGGCGGAAAACGGUUACAGCGCCGACAACAGUAUUUCGCAGCGAGAGACUAUGGAAAGUGAAAAACGUAGGAAAAUUGACAGAGGAAAAAACAUGGAAGCAGAAGCAGCUACGAAAAUUCAAGCAGGAUUUCGAGGAUAUCAGGUUCGAAAGCAACUGAAACUCAAAAAUGGUUCUUCUGACAUGAACACAAGAAAGUCGUCCAUGAAAUCGAAAUCAUCCGGAUCAGAUACAUCAAAAAGUCAAUCUUCGGAUCUAGAACAGCAAUCAGCUGUUAAGAUUCAAGCUGGCGUUAGAGGAUUUCUAGUAAGAAGAAGACAAAAGAAGCAAAGCAAUCAAGCAUGAACACAAGAGUUCUCAUAUAUUAAUUAAAUAUAUUAUUUAUGUUAAAGUAUUAUCUGGUCGUUUUUCAUAAACAUAAUAUUUUCUGAAUGCAUUGAUAAAUAAGUAGAACACAUAUUUAUAUAUAUAUAUAUAUAUAUAUAUAUAUAUAUAUAUAUAUAUAUAUAUAUAUAUAUAUAUAUAUAUAUAUAUAUAUAUAUAUUAAAUUAUGAAAUUGGGAAUAUUCGGAAUUUCCCACUUCUUUUUUUUAUAACUACACAUUUUUUCUUUCAUACGGGGUCAUAACCUCGUUUACUCAAGAUAGAUAAUGCUAUGUUUGAGAAAAAUGACCCAAAGGGUCCUUACUGAUGAAAAGAGGUACACAAUAAUAAUAUAUAAUUGUUAAUUAUUGUUAUUCAAAAUAGUUUCACCUAUCAACACAAGGGCACUUUGAAAAUAAUUAAAGGAAUUAUUCACCACUUAGACCGUGAUAUUUUAGAUUUUAGUUUUAAAUGUUGUAAUGGAAUACAUAUGUAUAACACGCGAAAUGUACAAGUUUUUGUAGUAAAAGUAUUUUCUAU